Molecule: messenger RNA, 1191 nt
Organism: Penicillium roqueforti
Lineage: Eukaryota; Fungi; Ascomycota; Eurotiomycetes; Eurotiales; Aspergillaceae
Product: nucleolar and coiled-body phosphoprotein 1 family protein
Exons: 2
Coding region: 1-1191 (396 amino acids)
Source: RefSeq, a predicted model, not a curated record
AUGGCAAAGGCUUCCAGCAAGAAGACUUCGGUCAAGAAGACUGAUUCUUCCAAGACCAAGUCUAUCCCCCCUCAGCUGAUCGCCUCAGUCGCGGCUUUCUUGUCGGACAAUUUCCCUCAGACUAGCGUCGCCUUCACUAAGGAAGCGACAAAGUCGGGCAAGCAGAGCGAUGCGAAAAAUGUUCCCUCUCUUUUGGAACUCUUCCAAGCCUCGGAGCAGAAAUCUAGCGUGAAGAAGUCUGCUAGCCCCAGUUCUUCUUCCAGCUCAAGCAGCAGCUCCGAUAGUGACUCGGAUGUUGAGAUGGGUGAGGCCACUCGCUCGUCCUCUUCGUCUUCCUCUUCGUCUUCGUCUUCCUCUUCUAGCUCCGAUAGCGAUGCGGAUGAUGAGGAUGACGAUGAUAAGUCUCCUGCGGCUCCCACCUCCGCCCCCAGCUCCGCUCCGGCUCAGAAGUCUGCCGGCGUGAAGCGCAAGGCCGAGUCUAGCAGCGAGUCUAGCAGCUCCUCCGACUCCAACUCCUCCUCUUCAUCCGAAGAUGAUAGCCCUAAGGCCAAGAAAGCCAAGACAUCUCCCACCCCCAAAGAGGCAUCUUCCUCUUCGUCUUCGGAUUCUUCCAGCUCUGACUCAGACUCCUCGUCGAGCUCCUCUUCUGAUUCUUCGUCUGAUUCCUCCUCCGACUCUUCUUCUGACUCCUCUUCUGAGUCUUCCUCCGACUCCUCUUCUGAGUCUGAGUCUGAAUCAGAGUCCGAAUCCGAAAAAGAAUCCAAGAAGGCCCUGAAGAAGGCAAAGAAGACACCUCUCCCCGAGUCCGACUCCUCUUCUGACUCGGAGUCUUCUUCAUCCGGCAGCACCCUCGCCGCUUCCCCAGAGACCGAGACCAAGCCCACAAAGAAGGCCGUGGAGACUGUGCAGACUACCUCAUCGAGCGCCAGUCCCGCUCCUGGCAAUGGACCUGCCAAGAAGAAGCACACCGGAGCUCGCCCUACCCCUCUGGCCCUCCUGAGUGAAUUGCCCCAUGACCACCCCUCGAACGACUACAUGUCGUACGCCUAUGCAGACCGUGCCUGGAAGGACUUGUCUGUGACCCGCGGCAAGGGAUUCACCAAGGAAAAGAACAAGAAGAAGCGUGGCUCCUACCGCGGCGGCCCCAUCGACAUUGCCCCCGGCACGACCUCCUACAAGUUCGAGGAUUAA